Molecule: messenger RNA, 309 nt
Organism: Anthostomella pinea
Lineage: Eukaryota; Fungi; Ascomycota; Sordariomycetes; Xylariales; Xylariaceae
Source: the annotation of a GenBank genome assembly
AUGUGUCGCAACAUAAAGACACUCUCGGUCUGUCCGACGUGUAAUAAGCAGCUGUCGGAGAAUACCAACAAGCAGUGGUGUCGCGAUGCGCGGCGUCACGGCCACUUCGGCCGGUGUAGCACGGGUGUCCGCAAGUCCGAGGACGAGUUCCGCGGUGAGGAGUGCAAGGGCUGCGCCGAGGUGCGGGAGAACGCGAUGAAUGAGCUCGAUCUCGAGGACUUUGCCGAGAAGAGACUGGGUUGGCAUCCGUCAAAGGGGAGAGGCCAGGCUCCUGAGGAUAGUGACGGCGAAUAUGGAUAUGGCUGGUAG